AUGGCGACGGUCGAGCACGAUCCCUUGCUACUACUGCGGCAGUCGAUCGCGUCGGGAAGGAGCAUUAUCCCCACCACCUCUGCAGAUGUCUCCAGUUCCGCAGAAGAGGCGACGCUGUCUCAGGCGACACAUCUGCAGUUCACCGACCCGACCCGCAUUGCCGUCCCAAUCGAUGUGCCGACCAGAUUCAUCACUAAUGACGUUGCCGUUGACCUACGCAGUAUAUACUUUGCUUGGCUAAAUCGAGAGGUUGCCAUUCCAGAGUACAAUAACUCUGCGACGACGCUCAACGAGGAACUUGGUGGUGGCGACAAGAUUCACAAGCUCGCUUUCGUCGAGCGACUAGAUCUUAUCACAUGGCUCGAGGGUGCUAGCGAAGAGAGUGAAUACAUCAAACCGCUUGCCGGCGAGAAGGAGGCUGGCGCUGCUGGCGCGGCAGCUGCCGUUGCUCUUAAGGGAGCGUCUGCGCCCGUCACAGCCGCAGCGCGCUCCGGAAGGGGCACGUUGGACCCGAGACUGGCGGUGAUUUACAAUGGCGAAAGGAAGAUGGGUGAUCGGAAUACAGUGUUGCGCGGCACUAAGCCUAUUAACUUCAGCGAGUACCGUAAGCAGGCAGCGCUGUUCAUGGUCAAGAAGCCCCAACAUCCGUCGUCCAGCAGCAUAUCGAAUAACCCAGCUCUGGCAUCGCACCAGAAGAACAGGCGACCGGAGCCUAUCAUUCUCCUGUCGCCCUCUGCCUCGUCGCUGCUGCGCCUCUCGAACAUCAAGUCAUUUUUGGAAGGUGGACGCUAUAUACCUCCGGACGGCAGUCUGUCCAACGCUAACAUGUUGGCCAUUACGCGUAUCGUGAAGGACAUUGAUCAAACGCGACCUAUGCGCUUUAUUUUGGUGGAGGGUCCGGAACAGUUCAAACCUGACUACUGGAAUCGAGUGGUAGCUGUCUUCACAACUGGCCAGACUUGGCAAUUCAAGAACUACAAAUGGAGCAACGCGAACGAGUUGUUUAAGCACACAAUGGGUAUCUAUGUCGGAUGGAGAGGAGAUCAGCCACCGGAUGCCGUGCGCUCAUGGGGACACCGAGUUCUGUCCUGCCAACUUGACAGGUGGAGAGAUCCCAACGCUCCAGGUGCUGACACCAGCCGUUGGAGAGACAGAGAGGUGAUGGAAAGCAUCUGGAAGGCAAUCGAGAAUAACAUGCGUGCCAAAGGAUGGAAGCGUGAUUCAGGUCCGGCAUCGAUUUGA
Messenger RNA from Phaeoacremonium minimum UCRPA7, 1242 nucleotides. Its product is annotated as putative rna polymerase ii-associated protein. Bases 1 to 1242 code for a protein of 413 amino acids. Gene Ontology annotation, biological process: transcription elongation by RNA polymerase II; positive regulation of transcription elongation by RNA polymerase II. The transcript has 2 exons. NCBI's taxonomy places the organism in Eukaryota, Fungi, Ascomycota, Sordariomycetes, Togniniales, Togniniaceae. Gene Ontology annotation, molecular function: RNA polymerase II complex binding. Gene Ontology annotation, cellular component: Cdc73/Paf1 complex. The record is from RefSeq and is a predicted model, not a curated record.